AUGGAGCAGAUGAAGGGGUCAGCUGUGCUUCUGCUGGAGCUGCUAAUUCUUGGGGGCCUGAGAGCAGGGAAGGGCUCUGCUGUCCUGGGCACCCUGGAUCUACAAAUAGAUGAGGAGCAGCCAGCUGGCACCAUCAUUGGGGACAUUAGUGCUGGCUUGCCCCCUGGCACCAGUGCCUACAUGUAUUUCAUCUCGGCACAGGAGGGCAGCGGCGUCACCACCGACUUGGGGAUAGAUGAGAACACUGGUAUCAUCAAAACAGCUCGUGUGCUGGACCGAGAGACUCGGGACCGCUACAGCUUCAUUGCCGUGACGCCGGAGGGCAUCACAGUAGAAGUGAACAUCCAAGUGAAUGACAUCAAUGACCAUGCUCCGGCAUUUCCCAAACGACACAGCACCUUCCAGAUCCCGGAGCACACGCCGAUCGGCAGCAGGUUUCCCUUGGACCCAGCCUUUGAUGCUGACAGUGGCCUACUCAACACGCAAGGCUAUGUUAUUAAGGGAGGGAACGUGGGGCAGGCCUUCCGCCUGGAAACACGCCGAGCACCCAACGGCGUCCUGUAUUUGGACCUGGUGGUCAGCAAUGUCUUGGAUCGGGAGAAUCGGUCGUCAUACUCGCUGCUGUUGGAAGCCUAUGAUGGCGGCUCUCCUCCCCGGAGUACCCAGAUGACGCUGGAUGUGUCCAUCCAGGACAUCAAUGACAACGCUCCUAGCUUCAACCAGAGCCGCUAUCAUACUCUCAUCUCAGAGAAUCUGAAGCCUGGCAGCAGCAUCCUGCAGGUCUUUGCCUCUGACGCAGAUGAAGGUGACAAUGGGGAUGUGAUUUAUGAGAUCAACCGGCGGCAGAGCGAUCCUGACCAGUACUUCACCAUUGACCCCCAGACUGGAGUGAUCAAGCUCAACAAGGGUCUGGACUACGAAGUAAGGAAGGUGCAUGAGCUGGUGGUGCAGGCAAGGGAUAAGGCUGUCCACCCUGAGGUCACCACGGCCUUUGUCACUAUUCAUGUGCGUGACUACAACGACAACCAGCCCACCAUGACUAUCAUCUUCCUGAGCGAAGACGGCUCCCCUCAGAUCUCUGAGGGAGCCCAGCCUGGCCAGUACGUGGCACGCAUUUCUGUUUCUGACCCGGACUAUGGCGAGUACUCCAAUGUCAAUGUCACGCUGGAGGGAGGGGAUGGGAAGUUUGCCCUCACUACCAAGGACAACAUCAUCUACCUGAUCUGUGUGGACCAGCUUCUGGAUCGGGAAGAAAGAGACUCUUAUGAUUUGCGGGUGACAGCUACUGACUCAGGAACACCUCCGCUCCGGGCAGAAUCAGCCUUUGUGCUGCAGGUGAUGGAUAUCAAUGACAAUCCUCCACUCUUUGACCAGCAAGAGUACAAACAAAGCAUCCCCGAGGUUGUCUACCCAGGCAGCUUUGUCCUGCAGGUGACAGCUCGUGACAAGGACCAGGGUCCCAAUGGGGAGGUGCGGUACAGUAUUGUCCAUGGCCGUGACACGCACUCCAGCUGGUUUGCCAUAGACCCUGCCACAGGUAUCAUCACCACUGCAGCCCCACUGGAUUAUGAGAAGGACCCUCAGCCUCAGCUGACUGUGCUGGCCACAGACCGGGGAACUCCUGCCCUCUCUUCCUCAGCGGUGGUGCACGUGGCCCUGCAGGAUGUCAAUGACAACGAGCCAGUGUUCAGGAGCAAUUUCUACAACGUGUCCCUGAAGGAGAACACCCCUGUUGGGACCUGCUUCUUACAG
Molecule: messenger RNA, 1752 nt
Organism: Merops nubicus (carmine bee-eater)
Lineage: Eukaryota; Metazoa; Chordata; Aves; Coraciiformes; Meropidae
Product: protocadherin-16-like
Exons: 1
Biological process (GO): homophilic cell-cell adhesion
Cellular component (GO): plasma membrane
Molecular function (GO): calcium ion binding
Source: RefSeq, a predicted model, not a curated record